CGUCCCUCUAGAAUCAUCCAAAAUGGAGCCGCUUACAGCAUACCCUUUAAGAUGUUCAGGGUCGAAAGCAAAGGUAUUUGCAGUUUUACUGUCUAUGGUUCUAUGCACAGUAAUGUUAUUUCUUCUACAACUAAAAUUCCUAAAACCUAAAAUCAACAGCUUUUAUACCUUCGAAGUGAAAGAUGCAAAAGGAAGAACGGUUUCUCUGGAAAAGUUUAAAGGCAAAGUUGCCCUAGUUGUAAACGUGGCUAGUGACUGCCAACUCACAGACAGAAAUUACUUAGCACUGCAGGAACUACACAAAGAGUUCGGACCAUUCCACUUCAGCGUCUUGGCCUUCCCGUGCAAUCAGUUUGGAGAAUCGGAGCCCCGCCCAAGCAAGGAAGUAGUAUCUUUUGCAAGAAGUAACUACGGAGUGACAUUCCCCAUCUUCCACAAGAUUAAGAUUCUAGGAUCUGAAGCAGACCCUGCAUUUAGAUUUCUUGUUGAUUCUUCAAAGAAGGAACCAAGGUGGAAUUUUUGGAAGUAUCUGAUCAACCCUGAGGGCCAAGUUGUGAAGUCCUGGAGGCCAGAGGAACCCAUUGAAGUCAUCAGGCCUGAGAUAGCAGCUCUGAUUAGGCAAAUGAUCUUAAGAAAGAAAGAGGACCUGUGAACAUGGCAGUGAGUCAUUCAGACACAGUAAUCGGAAUAUGGACAUGUCAGGGCAGGGGUGGGUGGGUUUCAUCUGAAGACUCUUGACAAUAAAAUGUGGCCCUGAAGGAUGGGGUGUUUUAUUUUUAGGAUACCUUGCUGGUGAGUGGUAAUGAUUGUCCCCGGGUCAGAGAUAUUACCUAAAGCAAAAAUAAAGAGUAGCUAAAAAAUCAAAAUGCAAUAUAUUAAAUAUUUCAUCUGACCACACUAAAAAAUUCAGAAUACAGAGUCACCAAUGUGCAUCAAUAUCCUGUUGUUCACCUUGACAUUUUCCAGGAUUGUAUUUGAUGGAAAUGCCAACACACAGUUGAAUUCCACACUGUUUGAAUUCAAGGCACUGUAUGUGACUGAAAUUUCGGGAGUAACUAAAUGUAAAUGGCUAUUUUUAUGUAAUGAAAUACAAAAUAAACAUUGAAAAAUGUGAAAUAGA
This is a messenger RNA of Mustela lutreola (European mink), 1120 nucleotides long. It is a transcript of the gene GPX8, whose product is annotated as glutathione peroxidase 8 (putative). Bases 23 to 652 code for a protein of 209 amino acids. Gene Ontology annotation, molecular function: glutathione peroxidase activity. NCBI's taxonomy places the organism in Eukaryota, Metazoa, Chordata, Mammalia, Carnivora, Mustelidae. The transcript has 3 exons. Gene Ontology annotation, biological process: response to oxidative stress. The record is from RefSeq and is a predicted model, not a curated record.